AUGAGCUUCCAGGCAUCUUCCGAGCAGUUUGAGGAGUUGGAGAGCCCUAGCACUAUACUCACAGAGCUUUUAGGCAAUGAAGAUUUGUCCACGUGGGAUCCAAUAGGCUGGCCUCCGGUCGAUCUGCUGAUUGAGACAGAUCACAGCUCAGCCCUUGUUGAUACAGCCCUUCAAGACAUCAACCCCAAUUUGCUCGAUUGUGUUGAGACCAAUCACUUGUUUCAACCUACGCACUGCCUAGAAUACGAUGAGUAUGAAGCCAAUUUCAACCAUGCUGGGGAUAGGGUCCAGAGAUCGGCGAUAGAGACCGAGUCAUCCUGUAGCACUCAACAACAAUUCAUGGUAGAGGUUUCUGCUUCCAAUGAAGACCCAUCCGACAACCCCAACGUCGAUGCGAAUAUAUGGGCAGCUCCCCAUGGACCUACUCCGAUGGCUUAG
Colletotrichum costaricense is the source of this 438-nucleotide messenger RNA. RefSeq lists its product as uncharacterized. NCBI's taxonomy places the organism in Eukaryota, Fungi, Ascomycota, Sordariomycetes, Glomerellales, Glomerellaceae. Bases 1 to 438 code for a protein of 145 amino acids. The record is from RefSeq and is a predicted model, not a curated record. The transcript has a single exon.